This is a messenger RNA of Ostreobium quekettii, 888 nucleotides long. Lineage: Eukaryota; Viridiplantae; Chlorophyta; Ulvophyceae; Bryopsidales; Ostreobiaceae. The record is from the annotation of a GenBank genome assembly.
GAAGCGCAUGGCCACAGUGGGCAAGCGUCCAAAGAUCCAGAUUGGCGAUGCGAGCACGUCCUCAAGGGGCACGAGAACUGGGUGCAGUCGCUGGUCGUGACCAAAGACUGGCUGGUGUCUGGAUCCUAUGACAGAAAAAUUCGUGUGUGGAGAUUGGGGCAUUGGGAGUCCACCCAGUCAGUGCUCGAGGGGCAUACGGGCUAUGUGGUGUCAUUGUCAGCCAAUGGUGAAUAUCUUUUCUCUGGGUCGGCUGAUGAGACUGUGAGGGUGUGGAAGCUGGAGACCUGGGAGUGUGUGCGCAUUCUGGAAGGGCACAUCAAUUGGGUGCGGACACUGGCAGUGACUAGAGACCAUUUGUUCUCUGGUUCUGACGACAAGAGCAUCCGCAUGUGGAGUGUCGGCACGUGGAGGUGCAAGCGCAUGCUCCAAGGACACACCCAUUACAUUUACUCAUUGGCCGUCAACGGCCGCUUCUUGUUCUCCGGCUCUGAUGAUCAGACCAUCAGAAUAUGGAGAUGGGGGGAUGGGGAGUGCCAGCGAGUGCUUCGAGGGCACUCUAGUUGGGUAUUGUCUUUGGCGGUCAGUGGUGACUUUCUGAUUUCGGGGGACUACACUGGAGCCAUUCGUGUUUGGAGCCUUGCCACUUGGGUUUGCAUCAGGGAGCUGAGUGGGCACACUAGUUGGGUACGGUCAUUGGCAGUCGGGGGUGGUUUGUUGUUUUCAGGAUCGUACGACAUGACCAUUCGGGUGUGGAGGUUCGGCACUUGGGAAUGCAUCCGAGUCCUCAAAGGGCACACUGGUUACGUGACGGCGAUGGCGGUCAUUGACAAAUGUCUUUUUUCUGCGUCUGCUGACAAAACCGUUCGAGUGUGGGACAGAGUGGCGUAA